This is a messenger RNA of Labrus mixtus (cuckoo wrasse), 3957 nucleotides long. It is a transcript of the gene fer, whose product is annotated as fer (fps/fes related) tyrosine kinase. The coding region runs from base 390 to 2867 and encodes 825 amino acids. Gene Ontology annotation, biological process: peptidyl-tyrosine phosphorylation; cell adhesion; Fc-epsilon receptor signaling pathway. The transcript has 20 exons. Lineage: Eukaryota; Metazoa; Chordata; Actinopteri; Labriformes; Labridae. The record is from RefSeq and is a predicted model, not a curated record. Gene Ontology annotation, molecular function: non-membrane spanning protein tyrosine kinase activity; ATP binding.
GGAAGCCCCUCCCGGUUAGCCGUUAGCUUCCUAGCUCACUACCGGACGACAGCAGGAGUAUCCGGGGAAACGGAGCAGAAAACCCGGGCAGAGGACGGUAUGAGCCCGGCGGAGGACGACAGAGGAGCGCGGUGACCGGACAGCGAGUCUGCCGCCAAACGAAUCGUUUCACGGCGCGUUUAAAGAGCUGAAAAGAGCCGAAGAGAAGCCGAAAAACACCGAACCUCUCCCGACUCUCCCACUCCUCCUCCUCCUCCUCCUCGGGCUGCUUCUUCAUCUCUGACCGGAGAACCGGACAGGAAAACUCGGACUCACUAAGGACCAUGAAACUGUUCCUCGCUCGUCCCUGUCCUUAGAGAGAGAGAAAGAGUGUGUGUGCGUGAUCCAGGAUGGGGUUCGGUCGGGAUCUGAGGAACUCCCAUGAGGGCUUACUGAAGCUGCAGGACUGGGAGCUGAAGCUGCUGGAGACGGUGAAGCGUUUUAUGACUCUGCGGGUGAAGAGUGAUAAAGACUACGCUGCUCUGCUGCUCAGCAUGACUCAGCAAACUGAGAAACAGGAAGCAGCUGAUUACAUCAGCACCGUCAGCAAGUCUUGGUCUCAGGUGAUCCGUCAGACGGAGGCAUUGGGUCGAGUCAUGAGGAGUCACGCUGACGAUCUGAACUCCGGUCCUCUUCAUCGCCUCGCCACGCUGAUCCGCGACAAACAGCAGGUGAAGAAGAGCUACCAGAGUCUUCAUCAGCAGCUGGAGAGCCACAACCACAAGGUAACCAGGAGUGACCUGGACAAACUGAAGGCGACGUAUCGCCAGCUGAGCCGCGAUGCUAACAGCGCUAAAGAGAAAUACAGAGAAGCUGUGGCAAAAGGCCGGGAGGCAGAGCGUGCCCGGGAACGUUAUGACAAAGCGACGGCGAAGCUCCACAACCUUCACAACCAGUACGUGUUAGCGGUGUGCGGCGCUCGGACGCAGCAGGACGAACACAGACGCCACGCUGCUCCAGCGCUUCUCGACGCCCUCCAGAGGAUGCAGGAGGACAUGACGCUCGCCCUUAAAAGUAUUCUGGAGGAGUACUGUGAGAUCAGCAGUCUGCUGACAGAGGAGAUCGUGAAGGUUCAUCAGGAGAUCUCUGUAGCUGUCGAGCAGAUUGACCCGCUCGCAGAGUACCAACACUUCAUAGACGCCUACAGGUCUCCAGAGACGCCCGAGGCGAGUGUAGAGUUCGACCCGUCUUUGCUGGAGGAGACGGACAACCUGCCGGCCAAUGACAUCCUCUGGAACACGCUGACCUCAGACAGCCUUCAGGCCAUGUUGUUGUCGGCGACCGAGGAGCUGACGCUGACUCAGCAGAAUCUACGGACAAAGGAGGCGUUGGCUGUUGACCUGGACACUAAAAUCCAGACGAGUCAGCAGAGCCCAGAGAGAAAGAGCGACUGCGUCCUGCUGCUCAGUCAGAAACUCUCUCUCCUCGAGCUUCAUCAAGCCGUCCAAUCACUGCGUGGCUCUGAGGCUCGCCUCGCCUCCCAGAAGGCACUGCUGGAUGCAAAGAUGGCUGCCGCAGCCACACCGCCACCCCCUCCCCCUCCCCCUGCGCUGCCUUAUGAGGACGACGCCCGCUCUGUUAGCUCCACGGAUAAAUCUAAAGAGAGGAGUUCUCGGUUUGACACUCUGCGUCACUCUCUGGCCGGGAUGAUCCGCUCUCCUAAAGCCAUGCUAGGCUCCUCCUCCUCUCAGUUCUUUGAUGUGAUCCCAACCUCAGAGCGCCCCCUGGCGGAGCAGGAGUGGUACCAUGGAGCCAUCCCCCGAACUGAAGCACAGGAGUUACUACGGCAACAGGGAGACUUCCUGGUGAGGGAGAGUCACGGCAAACCGGGCGAGUACGUCCUGUCUGUGUUCUCUGAUGAGCAGAGACGCCACUUCAUCAUCCAGUACGCUGACAGUCAAUAUCGUUUUGAAGGGACCGGGUUCUCGACCAUCCCUCAACUCAUCGAGCAUCAUUUCUCCACCAAACACGUCAUCACAAAGAAGUCGGGGGUCGUGCUGCUUAACCCCGUCGUCAAGGAUAAAAAAUGGAUCCUGAAUCACGAGGACGUAACGCUGGGCGAGCUGCUGGGAAAGGGUAACUUUGGGGAGGUAUUCAAAGGAACGCUGCAGCGAGACAAAAUGCAGGUUGCUGUCAAAACAUGUAAAGAAGAUUUACCUCCAGAGCUGAAGAUCCGCUUCCUGUCUGAGGCCAGGAUCCUGAAGCAGUAUGACCAUCCAAACAUUGUGAAGCUGAUUGGUGUUUGUACUCAACGACAGCCAAUCUACAUUGUCAUGGAGCUGGUUCCAGGUGGAGACUUCCUGUCUUUUCUGAGGAAGAAGAAGGAUGAGCUGAAGACAAAGCAGCUGGUCCGUUUCUCUGUCGAUGCUGCAGCUGGGAUGGCGUACCUGGAGAGUAAGAACUGUAUCCACAGGGACCUGGCAGCGAGGAACUGUCUGGUGGGUGAGGGCAGUGUGUUGAAGAUCAGUGAUUUUGGGAUGAGCCGACAGGAGGACGAUGGGAUUUAUUCUUCAUCAGGAUUAAAACAGAUCCCCAUAAAGUGGACCGCUCCAGAGGCCCUCAAUUACGGUCGUUACAGCUCAGAGAGUGAUGUUUGGAGUUAUGGAAUCCUGCUGUGGGAGACCUUCAGUUUGGGGGUGUGUCCUUAUCCUGGAAUGACCAAUCAGCAAGCUCGAGAGCAGGUGGAGAAAGGUUAUAGGAUGGCGUGUCCUCAACGUUGCCCUGACGACGUGUACAAAGUGAUGCAGCGAUGCUGGCAGUACAACCCCGAAGACAGACCCAAGUUUAUCGAGCUGCAGCGAGACCUCGCCGCCAUCAAGAAAAAGUGAUGACAUCACCUCGCCGCCAUCAUGAAAAAGUGAUGACAUCACCUCGCCGCCAUCAAGAAAAACUGAUGACAUCAUCACAUACCUCGCCACUUUCUGAAAGAAGUGAUGAUGUCAUCACUCCCCUGGCCAUCAUCAGACUUCCGUGUUUUUGUUGUAGACUGUGGGCGUGGUCACACUGUUUUUUAAAGGAAAGCUUUAAAACACUAGUUCAGCCGUGAUGUCAUCACGCACUGAGCAUGUCUGUUAGCAAACAGAAGCAAACGGGAACUUCUCAUUUAGCUUUUGUAAGAAUAAACUCUUCAUCACCGCAGUUUAUACAUGAACGAGCGGUUUGAACUGUUAGCCUAACAGUAGCGUAGCAUUAGCUUAGUAGUCGAUACCUUCAAACACAAACUUUAUUAACGUCUGUAAAUAUCGACAUGAAUUGUUUUAUUUAUUUAUUUUGUUUCAAACAUUCAGAAAUUAUUAAAAAAAGGUGCCAAAACAAUAACAGGUGCAUGCAAAGCCAUGCCCCUUCACACUAACACUUUGUUACCAUGGCAACUGUUUGAACCCUAGAAAUGUCUUCACAUGAGGACCAAUCAGCUCUCUUUAUACCUUUUUAUUUUAAUUUAUUUUACUUUUGAUGUUAAACUGAACUUUAUUUUGAAAAACCAGCUGUCAUUCAUCACACUGGCCACGCCCACACAAGGUUUUUUAAGAUUUCAUUUAAAUUUUGUCCCACAAAAAAGUGAAAUAGUUCCAAUUAUUUUAAAUUUAAAAAAUCUGUUUGUUUUUUUAUUUUUUAUAAAUAAAUCCUCAGCACUUACUCGUUUACUUCCUGGUUGUCAUGGUGACCGAAAAGUUUCAGAUUAAUUUCUAUGUUUCAAAUUCCAGUCUGUCCUGAUUGGUCAGCAUCACUUCAUGCUGGUGAUGUCAUAGCUGCCUACUGUCGCUGUAAAUAAAGUUAAUUUAACGUUUGUUUUUUAAAUGUUUGAGUUUUUACACUUUAUGUUGAAACACUAAUCUUUGUAUUUUAUAUUUGUUUAAACUCUUUAUAAAAACACUAUCGUAUCAUUUAUUACAAAAAUCAAUAAAACAAUAAAAACAC